Messenger RNA from Eupeodes corollae, 3111 nucleotides. RefSeq names its product DNA replication licensing factor Mcm2 (gene Mcm2). Gene Ontology annotation, molecular function: single-stranded DNA binding; single-stranded DNA helicase activity; ATP hydrolysis activity. The transcript is spliced from 3 exons. NCBI's taxonomy places the organism in Eukaryota, Metazoa, Arthropoda, Insecta, Diptera, Syrphidae. Gene Ontology annotation, cellular component: MCM complex; nucleus. The coding region runs from base 215 to 2872 and encodes 885 amino acids. The record is from RefSeq and is a predicted model, not a curated record. Gene Ontology annotation, biological process: double-strand break repair via break-induced replication; mitotic DNA replication initiation; DNA replication.
CCGCCAAAACAAAAAGCAAACCCCAACGAUCCCAUCUGCCGCACGAUUUGUUGAUCACUUUGAAUUUAAUAAUUCAAAUACAACAAUAAUUAUUUUUGUCAGUAAGCAUUAAUACUUGGAAGCUCAAACUCAUUUUUCAAUCCAUCAACCUUGCAAUCUUGUUUCCUUUGUUUUUUAAUAACCAUUCCUUGGACUAUCUUGGUUACCUGUUAAUAUGUCGGAUCCAUUGAGUUCUCCACCACCAGCUACUCCUAGCGAUGCCAUUGAGCGUCGUGAUUUGCGAGCAGCUAUGACCUCUCCCGUUGGUGAUUUUGAACCAUUCGAAAAUGAGGAUGAAAUCCUGGGUGAUCACACAAUUCGGGACGAAGAGGAAGAAGAUGGAGAGGAGCUUUUCGGUGACAAUAUGGAAAAUGACUAUCGUCCAAUGCCCGAGUUGGAUCGCUAUGAUGCAAAUUUACUUGACGAUGAAGAAGAUUACGACGAUUUGUCUCAGGGCGAACGUUUGUCGGCCGAAGCGGAAAUGCGCCGACGUGACAGAGCACAAGGAAUUCAUCGUGAUGAUCGUGACUUAGUCUUCGACGACGAGGAAGAUGAUGAUGCAGGUCCGCGAGCCAAACGUCGUGCUGGUGAAAAAGCAGCCAUUGGUGAGGUUGAAGAAGAUACCGAGAUGGUAGAGUCGAUAGAAAAUCUUGAAGAUACGAAGGGGCAUUCAACUAAGGAGUGGGUUUCUAUGUUGGGACCAAGAACAGAAAUUGCCAAUCGCUUUCAGAGUUUCUUGCGUACUUUUGUCGAUGAACGAGGAGCUUACACCUAUCGCGAUCGUAUUCGCCGAAUGUGCGAACAAAAUAAGUCUUCCUUUGUAGUUUCGUACACUGAUCUGGCCAAUAAGGAGCAUGUACUGGCUUAUUUUUUGCCCGAAGCCCCAUUCCAGAUGUUGGAAAUUUUCGAUAAAGUGGCAAAGGAGAUGGUACUUAGCAUUUUCCCAACCUACGAGCGUGUAACUACAGAGAUUCACGUAAGAAUCUCGGAAUUGCCGUUAAUUGAGGAGCUUCGUACGUUCAGGAAACUUCAUCUCAACCAAUUGGUGCGAACUCUGGGUGUUGUAACAUCAACUACUGGAGUAAUGCCACAGUUGUCGGUCAUUAAGUAUGAUUGUGUCAAGUGUGGCUAUGUCCUGGGACCGUUUGUGCAGUCGCAAAAUUCAGAGGUAAAGCCAGGUUCCUGUCCGGAAUGUCAGAGUAUGGGUCCCUUUUCCAUCAACAUGGAGCAGACACUCUAUCGCAAUUACCAAAAAAUCACGUUGCAAGAGUCACCUGGCCGGAUUCCAGCUGGUCGUAUUCCAAGAAGUAAGGAUGUGAUCCUCUUGGCUGAUCUUUGCGACCUUUGCAAACCCGGCGACGAGCUAGAAGUCACCGGUAUAUACACCAACAAUUAUGACGGUUCACUCAACACCGAUCAAGGAUUUCCAGUAUUCGCUACUGUAAUUAUUGCCAACCAUGUGGUGGUGAAGGAUAGUAAACAGGUUGUGCAGUCGUUGACUGACGAAGACAUUGUCACCAUCCAGAAAUUAAGCAAGGAUCCGAAGAUCGCUGAACGCAUCAUAACCAGUAUCGCUCCAUCUAUCUAUGGACACGACUAUAUCAAGAGAGCCCUUGCAUUGGCUUUGUUUGGAGGAGAGUCGAAGAAUCCUGGAGAUAAGCACAAGGUCCGUGGAGACAUUAAUUUACUUAUUUGUGGAGAUCCAGGAACGGCCAAGUCGCAGUUUUUAAAAUAUGUGGAGAAAAUUGCUCCCAGAGCUGUCUUCACCACUGGUCAAGGUGCCAGUGCUGUGGGAUUGACAGCCUACGUUCGAAGGAAUCCGGUGUCAAAAGAAUGGACUCUUGAAGCUGGAGCAUUAGUGCUAGCUGAUCAGGGUGUUUGUCUCAUUGAUGAAUUCGACAAAAUGAACGAUCAGGAUCGGACUUCGAUUCAUGAAGCUAUGGAACAGCAAUCGAUCUCAAUCUCCAAGGCUGGCAUAGUUACUUCUCUUCAAGCUCGCUGUACAGUUAUUGCUGCGGCAAAUCCGAUUGGUGGGCGUUAUGAUCCCAGCUUGACGUUCUCCGAGAAUGUGAAUCUUUCGGAGCCGAUUCUAUCACGUUUCGAUGUCCUUUGUGUCGUCAAAGAUGAAUUCGAUCCAAUGAAAGACGAGCAUUUGGCUAAGUUUGUCGUCAACUCCCAUAUAAGGCAUCAUCCAUCGAGUGAAGAGAUUCACGAUGAGACUCGGCCCAGUGGCAUAGAUGAGAUUCCACAGGAUGUUCUGCGUCAGUAUAUCGUAUAUUCCAAGGAGAAUGUACGCCCUAAGCUCACUAACAUCGAUGAAGAUAAAAUCGCUAAAAUGUAUUCGCAAUUACGUCAAGAAUCUUUUGCCACAGGCUCUCUACCAAUCACAGUACGACACAUCGAAAGUGUUAUACGAAUGUCUGAGGCGCAUGCUCGAAUGCAUCUGCGUGAGAAUGUUCAAGAGUGCGAUGUGAAUAUGGCAAUUCGAAUGAUGCUUGAGAGUUUCAUCGAGGCACAGAAGUUCAGUGUCAUGAAGAAAAUGCAGAACACAUUCCAAAAGUUCUUGUCAUUCCAAAAAGAUUGUUCCGAACUUUUGUUCUUUAUUCUACGUCAAUUGACAUUGGAUCAAUUGGCUUAUAUACGUUGCAAGGAAGGACCCAAUGCCACUCAUGUCGAAAUAAUGGAACGUGAUUUUGUAGAUCGUGCCAGGCAAUUAAAUGUUGAAAACAUCAAGGAUUUCUAUCAAUCGAAUAUUUUCAAAAACAACGGAUUCUCAUAUGAUCCUAAGAGAAAAAUCAUUUUACAAAUUGUACAAGGAGCUGUUGUUGAUUAAUCUUUUGUCUUGGAACUUCGAUCAUUGAUUGUUUUGUUCAUGGUCUUUUUAAACACAAACAACGACUCUGGAAGUACAAAAGUGGAAGUUAACUGUAUUUAAGCAAUGUAUUUGUUAAGUUUUUUUUAAAUAAGCACUUUUCAUAAUCGUUCAAUUGUUUUUAAUGUUUUAGUCGUAAGUUUGUCUUAUUUGAAAAUAAAGUUGUGCUGGCAAAAAGAUCAGAAUUCAUAAAAAUUGAA